This is a messenger RNA of Seriola dumerili (greater amberjack), 1423 nucleotides long. It is a transcript of the gene prelid1a, whose product is annotated as PRELI domain containing 1. The transcript is spliced from 6 exons. The record is from RefSeq and is a predicted model, not a curated record. Gene Ontology annotation, molecular function: phosphatidic acid transfer activity. Lineage: Eukaryota; Metazoa; Chordata; Actinopteri; Carangiformes; Carangidae. Gene Ontology annotation, biological process: phospholipid transport. Gene Ontology annotation, cellular component: mitochondrial intermembrane space. Bases 144 to 776 code for a protein of 210 amino acids.
CCUUCUCUCUAGCCCCAGACGGUUGCGAUGAAUUGUGGGUGGCUGCCCGGUGAAGUUCAUCCCGAUAGGAGUGUAAAAUGCAAAUAGUUGUCUUCUGAAUACUGUCGCCAUACAGGAUAUUGCCAGAGUAAACUGAGGGAACAAUGGUGAAAUAUUUCUGCUGCGCAGAUUUACUCAAAAGCACCUGGGACCAAGUCUGUGUUGCUUUCUGGCAACGAUAUCCCAACCCCUACAGUAACCAUGUUUUGACUGAGGACAUCAUUUUCCGAGAGGUUACUCCAACCAACUGCCUCAUUUCCAGACGUCUGUUGACCAAAACUAGCCGAUCGCCUCGCUGGAUGGAGCGGUACCUUCCAAAGCACAUGGCCAGCUCAGCGUACAUUAUUGAGGACUCCAUUGUGGACCCUCAGAAACGGACCAUGACCACAUUCACAUGGAACAUCAGCCACGCUCGGCUCAUGUCUGUGGAAGAGCGGUGCGAGUACCGAAUUAACCCUGAGAAUGGCAGCUGGACAGAGAUGAAAAGAGAAGCUUGGAUCUCCUCCAAUGUCUAUGGGCUCUCUAGAGCUAUUCAGGAAUUUGGCCUUGCAAGGUUCAAGACCAGUGUUACAAAGACCAUGAAAGGGUUUGAGUAUGUGCUGGCCAAAAUGCAAGGUGAAACUCCAUCAAGAACCCUAGCAGAAACAGCUACAGAGCGGGCAAGAGAGACAGCACUGGCAGCUAAGGAGAAAGCCAAAGACCUCGCCUCACACGCCCAGAAGAAACAAUAUGUGUGACGAGCCUCAUGAAUCACUGGUUCUGCAGCCACUGACACUAGGACAGAUUUUUCUUUACCCCCUCUCAUUGUUCAGUCAGGCAUCAGGGUAAGACAAACUGAUCCCAGUCAUGGGUAGACACCUCUGUGAGGUAGCAUCCAAAUGAAAUGGUGGGUGGACCAUAAAAGGCCUGAGCUGGGUUCAAGAGCCUGUUCCAGCCUCCCUGUCCGUGCCACACUGAGUUUAUUGUACAUUAAAAACCAGAUCAUCUCAGUAUUUACCAGAGAUAGGGAUCUUAGAAAGGAAUGGUCAGAUGUGGCUCUGUGUGCCAUAAAAUGAUAAAACCACUUUGCCAACCUUGAUACUGUUCCUCAGACCUUUGCUCAACCUCUGUGCCCAUCAACAGUGUUUGCUUUUUACUCUGUAUCUUUACGAGUAUGUCAUAUGUUGUUUUGUAGUAGCAUCAUAUUAUUAUCAGCUUCUUGUCCAGAAGCUAAGAUUAACAUACAGAAUCUUAUUAUUUCAAAUUCAUGUGUGUGAUUUACUUAAGUUGUUGUUUAGUUACAAUCAUGUUAUGUUUUAGUUCAGUUCACCCACCCACACCUUAAUCGUCCAACCAAGACUGAUUGCUUCAGGUUGAAGUUCAUUGACUGAAGGGUACGUGUUAU